Messenger RNA from Globicephala melas (long-finned pilot whale), 2203 nucleotides. It is a transcript of the gene OTOP3, whose product is annotated as otopetrin 3. Gene Ontology annotation, biological process: proton transmembrane transport. Gene Ontology annotation, molecular function: proton channel activity. Gene Ontology annotation, cellular component: membrane. NCBI's taxonomy places the organism in Eukaryota, Metazoa, Chordata, Mammalia, Artiodactyla, Delphinidae. The record is from RefSeq and is a predicted model, not a curated record.
AUGGGGCAGUCAGCGCUUAGAGGCAGAAGCGGAAUUGAGCCCAGGACGGCUUGGCAGCCAACCGGAACCCUGUGUCCCUCCCCAGCCCCUACUGAGGCUCCACCCAUGGCCUCUCCAGAAGCACAGGAGACUGGAGAGACCCCGGCCAAGGAGAACCACGCGGCCACGGGGGCCGAGCAGACAAGGGCCCCCGCCUCGCCCCUCAGCAGGUCCUGGCUGGUGCGGCACUUCUCACUGCUGCUGCGCCGGGACCGGCAGGCCCAGAAGGCCGGGCAGCUCUUCUCGGGGCUCCUGGCCCUCAACAUGGUGUUCCUGGGCGGAGCCUUCAUCUGCAGCAUGAUCUUCAACAACGUGGCCAUCACGCUGGGGGAUGUGUGGAUCCUGCUGGCGACGCUGAAGGCCCUGGCCCUCCUUUGGCUUCUCUACUACACCGCCAGGACCACCCGCCGGCCGCAAGCCGUGCUCCACCGGGACCCGCACGCAGGACCCGCUUGGGUGCGCGGCUCCCUGGUGCUCUUUGGUAGCUGCGCCAUCUGCCUCAACGUCUUCCGCGUGGGCUACGGCAUGAGCCACAUCCGCUGUAAGUCACAGCUGGAGCUCAUCUUCCCGGCCGUCGAGAUCAUCUUCAUUGGCAUCCAGACCUGGGUGCUCUGGAAGCACUCUAAGGACUGCGUUCAGAUCCAGACCAACUUCACUAGGUGUGGCUUGAUGCUGACGCUGGCCACGAAUCUGCUGCUGUGGCUUCUGGCCGUCACCAACGACUCCAUGCACCAUGAGAUCGAGACCGAGCUCAGCGCCCUCAUGGAAAAGUUCUCAGGCAACAACACCAACACCUGUCUGUGCCUCAACGUCACCGCGUGUGAGGUCUUCCAGAAGGGCUACCUGAUGCUCUACCCCUUCAGCACCGAGUACUCCCUCAUCUGCUGUGGCAUGCUCUUCGUCAUGUGGAAGAACGUGGGCCGCCGCCUGACACCCCACACGGGCUCCCACCCCGGCACCCCGCCCUUCCACCUGCACGGGGCCAUCGUAGGGCCGGUGCUGGGCCUGCUGGUCCUGGUGGCAGGCACGUGCGUCUUCGUGCUCUUCCAGAUCCAAGCAAGUGGCCCUGUCAUCGCGCGCCAGUACUUCACCAUCUACUACGGCUUCCAUGCAGCCGCACUGCCCACUAUGAGCCUGGCGUGCCUGGCGGGCAUGGCCAUCCAUGGGCUGGAGGAGCGAGAGCUAGACACGCUCAAGAACCCCACCCGCAGCCUGGACGUGGUGCUGCUGAUGGGCGCGGCGCUGGGCCAGAUGGGCAUCUCCUACUUCUCUAUCGUGGCCAUCGUGGCCACUCGCCCCCACGAGCUACUCAACCACCUCAUCCUGGCCUAUUCGCUGCUUCUCAUCCUGCAGCACAUAGCCCAGAACCUCUUCAUCAUCGAGGGCCUGCACCGGCGCCCACUCUGGGAGGCAGCUCCCGAGAGCCUGGCGGGGAAGUGGGAGGCCGAGCCUCCCCGCAGGGGCUCCCUGCUGGAGCUGGGCCAGGACCUGCGGCAGGCCUCGCUGGCCUACAUCCACUCCUACAGCCACUUCAACUGGAAGCGGCGGGCCCUCAAGGAGAUCUCACUCUUCCUCAUCCUCUGCAACAUCACACUGUGGAUGAUGCCUGCUUUCGGCAUACACCCCGAGUUCGAGAACGGGCUGGAAAAGGAUUUCUAUGGCUACCGGACAUGGUUCACCAUCGUCAACUUCGGCCUGCCUCUGGGCGUCUUCUACCGUAUGCACUCCGUCGGGGUGCUGGUGGAGGUCUACUUGGGGGCCUGAGAGCGCCCAAGAAACCCACCCCCUGCACACCCCCGAAGUGCCAAGGCUGGGGAGAACGUAACCCAGAUGCCCCAUUCCAGGGGGACCUAGACCAGCCUGGAUUCCCCAAAGCCUCCUCUUCCCCAGAUCCUCACUGGGGUGGGCGGUCACGGCAGCCCAAGGCCAAGGGCAGGACCUGGACACUGAACUGUUAAGGCCCACACCCAGGACUGAGCACACACCUGCCCCCUGCUCGCCACCACAAUCAGCGCAGCCCCGGGAAGCCCACACAGCUACUCUCGGGGACGGUCAGCCCUAAAUGAUUCCAGGGAGUUUGGGGAGGGGCACCCCUACCCGGCCAGGCCUUGGGGGUCUGCCUCCUGCAUGGUCCAAGCUCAGCCCAGGACAUCUGGAAGCUUGC